AUGCUUGGGUCUCUGUGCCUUUCCAAGCAUGACACCUUCCCGCAUUGUGAGCAGCAAGAGAUCCUGAUCAAGGUCCAGGUGUAUGUGAGCGGGGAGCUGGUGCCUUUGGCCCAGGCCUCAGUGGAUGUGUUUGGGAAUCGUAUGCUGUUGGCUGCUGGCACCACGGACUCGGAGGGUGUGGCCACACUGCCCCUCAGUUACCGCUUGGGCACCUGGGUGCUGGUCACUGCUGCCCGCCCUGGCUUCCUCACCAACUCCGUGCCCUGGCGCGUUGACAAGCUGCCCUUGUAUGCGUCAGUCAGCCUCUACCUGCUCCCCGAGCGGCCGGCCACCCUCAUCCUCUAUGAGGACCUGGUGCACAUCCUGUUGGGUUCUCCUGGUGCCCGCUCCCAGCCCUGGGUGCAGUUCCAACGGCAGGCUGCCCGCCUGCCUGUCAGCUCCACCUACAGCCAGCUCUGGGCCUCGCUCACACCUGCCAGCACCCAGCAGGAAAUGCGAGCUUUCCCUGCCUUCCUGGGCACCGAGGCCUCCAGCUCAGGCAAUGGCUCCUGGCUGGAGCUGAUGCCCCUGGCGGCUGUGAGCGUGCACCUGCUGACAGGCAAUGGGACAGAGGUACCACUCUCGGGUCCCAUUCACCUGUCUCUGCCUGUGCCCUCGGAGCCUCGCGCCCUGGCUGUGGGCACCAGCAUUCCAGCCUGGAGGUUUGACCCCAAGAGUGGGCUUUGGGUGCGCAACGGCACUGGUGUGAUCCGGAAGGAAGGCCGGCAGCUCUACUGGACCUUCGUCUCCCCCCAGCUGGGGUACUGGGCGGCUGCCAUGGCCUCCCCCACGACUGGGCUGGUCACCAUCACAACAGGCAUCCAGGACAUCGGCACCUACCAUACCAUCUUCCUGCUCACCAUCCUGGCCGCCCUGGCACUGCUGGUGCUCAUCCUGCUGUGUCUGCUCAUCUACUAUUGCCGGAGGCGCUGCCUGAAGCCCAGGCAACAGCACCGCAAGCUGCAGCUCUCCGGGCCCUCCGACGGCAACAAACGAGACCAGGCCACCUCGAUGUCCCAGCUCCAUCUCAUCUGUGGGGGGCCCCUGGAGCCCACCCCGUCGGGGGACCCCGAGGCGCCUCCUCCCGGCCCCCUCCACUCCGCCUUCUCCAGCUCCCGCGACUUGGCCGCCUCCCGGGAGCGGCGGGAGGAGCGGCCGCUGAUGGUGUUCAACGUCAAAUAG
Molecule: messenger RNA, 1221 nt
Organism: Myotis brandtii (Brandt's bat)
Lineage: Eukaryota; Metazoa; Chordata; Mammalia; Chiroptera; Vespertilionidae
Gene: FAM171A2
Product: family with sequence similarity 171, member A2
Exons: 9
Coding region: 1-1221 (406 amino acids)
Source: RefSeq, a predicted model, not a curated record